AUGUCACGCACCCGUGAAUCUCCCAUACAAUCUCCUACCACCUCUGAUGGUGCAUGGAAAGUCGACACACCCUUCGGCCCCCCAGAAUUUCCACGCUCCUUCCCCGGUGGAAUCCGACGCCUACGAAACACAUUAUCAAAACUUUCACCAGCUGCCAUGGCCGAGAAAGAAAUCCUCCGCAAAAAGAAUCAAUAUAAAAUCCCCCUGACGCACAGGAAUGUGGACACCUUCGUUACCAACCAAGAAUGCAAUGAUAUAGCUCGACCCAAUCAACACUCGCCAGAGGUCCAGGUGGUCGAAUGGCUUGAACAUGUUUCUUGA
Molecule: messenger RNA, 321 nt
Organism: Penicillium pulvis
Lineage: Eukaryota; Fungi; Ascomycota; Eurotiomycetes; Eurotiales; Aspergillaceae
Exons: 1
Coding region: 1-321 (106 amino acids)
Source: RefSeq, a predicted model, not a curated record